UAGAGUAAAUGUGUAAACUGUGUCAAUCAAAAUAGAAAAUAACCCAAAUAUACAAAAAUUUUCUUGUGAAAAUGUACACAUUUCAUAAUAUUUGUCGUACAUGUUCGUGUCAAGGUGAUUUACGUUCCCUGUUCGAAGCUGAUCCACUAAUACUUGCAAAUAUGUUAACUGAAAUCGUUGACAUAAAGGUGGUGAAAGGGGACAAAUAUCCGCAAAACAUUUGUUCAUUCUGUGUGGAUAAAUUAAAAAACGCAUACUUAUUUAAAAAACAAUGUCAAGCGAUUCAAAUAAAACUCGAAUUGUACUUACAAAGUAUCGCUGAAGCAUCUUUCAAUGUUGUCUACAAAGAAGAAGUCUUUAACAAUACAGCAGAAUCAACGCAAGAUAAAGUUGAAACGGCUUCCGAAGUACCAGAAGCAGACGAUUCAAAACCAGCCAUAGAACCUGUGAGUAUUCUCAAAGUUGAAGAUGGAAAUAAUUCAAGUAAUUGGAAUGAUGAUUGGGCGGAUGAUAUGGACCGUGAUGAUAAUCCCCCGUCACCUAUUCCCGACCCAGCUAUUGAGCCGGAUAUUAAUAUCUUUACACCACCGGAGAAGAAAAAGAAAGAACCAAAACCAAAAAAUUGGAACCGUAAAGAACGUCGACAAAAAGGUUUGGUACGAAAAAAGGUCGAAUGUGGACAAUGUCAUAAAAAGGUCGUCGAUUUAGAGGUACACAUGAAGAUUCAUCUGAACAUUCCGUAUAAAUGUGAAAUAUGCGGAGCGGAAAUGCUACGGAAAAAUUAUGCUCGUCAUUUGAGGUCACAUAAAGAUGUUAGGCCUGUUCAAUGCCAAAAAUGCCUCCGCAAUUUCCGAGAUAAUUACACUUUACGAUUGCAUAUGCGCACACAUUCUGGUGAAAGGCCUUUCCAGUGUACAGAAUGUGACAAAACGUUUAAAUUACGUUUUCAAUUGACAAAUCAUCUGGAAAAACAUCGACGUGGUGAAAUUAAGAUACCAAUUAAAGUGGAGGCGUCGGAAAGAGAACAGCCUAAGGAAAUCGCUGAUAUAGGUUGCGAUAAAUGUGAUGAAAAAUUCACGACUAAAUUAGGUUUACAACGGCAUUUGAAUUUGACCCAUGGCAUUGGCAAGAAAACAUGUGUAUGCGAUUUGUGUGGCAAAAUGUUAGCAUCGAAAAUAUCGUUAAAACAUCAUCAAGAACAUUGUUCGGUGAAAAAAGAAAAUGAAGACAAGUCGGAUGAACCCAAGGAUUGGAUUUGCGAGGAAUGUAACAAGAAAUGUAACUCAAGAGAAGCCUUAAAUUUGCAUAGAACAACUCAUCGUAAAAAGACACAUUUAUGUAUUCAAUGUGGUAAACUAUUUUCGUCGAAAUUAACGCUCAAAGGUCAUCAAUUGAUUCAUUCCGGUGGAAAACCGUAUAAAUGUACAAUUUGUGAUCAAAGCUUUCGACAUAAACAACAUUUAUCGAAUCAUCGACGUACACAUACCGGUGAAAAACCAUUUAAAUGCACGGAAUGUGAUAAAUCUUAUACGGAAAAGAAAAGUUUAACGGUUCAUAUGCGAAUUCAUACAGGGGAAAUGCCUUAUUCUUGUUCGUAUUGUAAUAAAGGUUUCUACGAUUUAAGUAAUUUUAAACGACAUGUUGCUUCGCAUAAAGCAAACGAGGGAAAAGAACCGAGAAAAUCUCAUCAAAAUAUUCAUAAUUUUAAUUUACAAAAUUUACAAAAUGCUUUUAAUCCAUCAAGUCAUCCACUUGGAUUUGGUCAUCUUUGAAUGUAAUCCGUAUUAGAAAUAGGGAAUCUAAAUUUGGAUAUUUCAUAUUUAGUAGAGCAAGAUGUUUUGAUUACCAUCAAAACUUUUUUAAACAAUAUUAUCUUUACAAAGAUAAUAUCGUUUGAAGCGAUAUAUAUUCUUUCCCAAGGCGAAAAGGGGAAUCGUGUAGUCAUUUUGAAAUGACUAAAUUCACAUGAUUACAAGCACAGGUUUGUAAACAUUAAGUAAAAAAAUUAUAAUUGUAAAAUAGUUGAUAUGUUCGUUUUGAUACUUAAAUGUUUUGAAUUUUUGUUUUAUUUUUAUGAAGUGGCCACUAUUUAUGCUCAAUAGUUUCCCAAAUUGGUAAAAAAAUAUCAGGAAGAAUGAGGAAGUUUGUGAUUUAGGUAGAAUUGCUUUCUUAAAGGCCUAAAACUGAUUACGCUUGAAUAUGAGAGAUUGUAUCACAGACUACAACUAGGUAAUUUAAUCCAUUUGGAUGAAACUGUUAAAAAUUGAUUGAGUUUGUAUGAAUGCCACUAUUAAUUAUUUAAUAUUAAAAUUGAAUAUGAAAAUUUAAUUUGAAAUUCUGUCGGUAAAAAAAAAAAAUUAUAACUUUUAAUUAAACGUAGGUCGUUUUUAUGUGAGAGUAAUUAUAAAAUGUAAAUAUAA
Chrysoperla carnea is the source of this 2420-nucleotide messenger RNA. RefSeq names its product gastrula zinc finger protein XlCGF57.1-like. Gene Ontology annotation, cellular component: nucleus. Gene Ontology annotation, molecular function: RNA polymerase II transcription regulatory region sequence-specific DNA binding; DNA-binding transcription factor activity, RNA polymerase II-specific; zinc ion binding. The coding region runs from base 72 to 1772 and encodes 566 amino acids. The transcript has 4 exons. Gene Ontology annotation, biological process: regulation of transcription by RNA polymerase II. Lineage: Eukaryota; Metazoa; Arthropoda; Insecta; Neuroptera; Chrysopidae. The record is from RefSeq and is a predicted model, not a curated record.